AUGGCGCUGCAGGGCAACGGGCGUCAGCCCGACGUGAUGCUGCAGGGCGAUGGGCGGCAGCCCGAAGGUGACGCUGCAAGAUCCUUCCGCCUGACCUACUACGUGGUGCUGAACUUCAUGGCUCGAGCCAAGGGGCAGUUUAACGCAGAGCAUAUGAUUGCGCACUCCUUCCACCAGUUCCAGCACAACUGGCAAGUACCAGAGGUGGAAAAGAGGAUCAAGCAGCUACAGGCAGAGGCAGACGCGCUGGAGACUGGCACUGAGGAUGAGGUCCGCGAGUACCACGCGCUGCGCCUGUCACUAGCGGAGAAGGAGAGGCAGCUGAAAGCAGAGGUGUUGUGUCCCGUCAGAUGCCUGCACUUCCUGCAUCCGGGGAGAUUGAUCCGGGUGGUGGAUGGUCUGGACGACUGGGGGUGGGGAGUGGUCGUGAACGUGAUGAAGCAGCCCUCUCAAAGCAACGCCAAAUCAGUCGUCACCGCCCCCUCGCCCACCGCCUCUGCUGCUGCCGCUGCACCGCUCUCCACCACGACAUACCUGGUGGACACGUUGCUGCUGUGCUCCCCCGCGGUGGUGGACGAACAGGUGGUCAGAGAGGGCAGUGCUGCUGCUCCGCUUGUGCUGCGCCCGUACAGAGAGGCCGGUACCUCUGCUCCUCGUGUGCCGCGCCCAUGCGCUCUGGAAGGGAAUGGGGAGAUGCACGUGGCUGCACCUCUCGCCCCACACGUCCCUCUCUCCCCUCCCUCUCUUCCGCCCUCUCCUCCCCAUCCCCCCGAGAUUCCGGUGAAGCUCCCAGCAGCGGCGCGCACAGCAGCGCUCAAAAUCGCCCUGCCCUCUCCUCCCUCCGUUCCUCCCGUCCCUCCUGAAUAUUCCAGAUCCCUCAGUGGCCCGCACAGCAGUGCUCAGAGUCGCCCUGCCCUCUCCUUCCUCCGUUCCUCCCCUCCCUCCGGAGUAUUCCAGAUCCCCGUAAAACUACCAGCAGUCGCCCGCAUAGGUGCGCUCAGAAUCACCCUGCCCACAGACCUGCGCCCCAAGGAGGCCCGGCAGGCUGUGCUGAUCCCAGUCAAGCUCCCAGCAAAGGCACGCAUAGGGGCGCUCAGAAUCGCCCUGCCCACUGACCUACGCCCCAAGGAGGCCCGGCAGGCCGUACUGGUGUCACUCAGAGACGUCACCCAACGGUUCCCCGAUGGCCUGCCCAUUCUGGACCCUAUAGAGGUGAGUGAAAUGAUGGGAGGGAGGAGGGCCAAACGAGGCCCGCCCUGCCAGGCUGUGCUGGUCACACUCAAGGACGUCAACCAGUGCUUCCCUGAUGGGCUGCCCAUCCUAGACCCUGUUGAGGACAUGGGCAUCACGGACGAGCUGUUUUUGGACCUCGUGCAUUCCAUCGAUGAGGAGGAGAGCAAGCUAGGAGCACCUGACAUGGGCAUCACGGACGAGUCGUUUUUGGACCUCGUGCAUUCCAUCGAUGAGGGGAGAGCAAGCUGGCCAAACGCGGAGAUAGCGGAGCAGAAGCUGGAGGUGCUCAAGAGGCGAGGGCAGCUGCACGUGCCGGGCGGAGAUAGCGGAGCAGAAGCUGGAGGUGCUCAAGAGGCGAGGGAAGCUGCUGGCCAUUCAGUCAGAGUCACACCUAUUACUUGCUUGGCCCCCCCAUUCUCGCCCUCCCAUUCCCCUUCCACCAAUCCUUACCAGGCUGAGAUAGCGGAGCAGAAGCUGGAGGUGCUCAAGAGGCGAGGGCAGCUUCACGCUGAGAUGGCAAAGCAGAAGCUGGAGGUGCUCAAGAGGCGAGGGCAGCUGCUGGCCGUUCAGCCUGAGUCACGCCUAUUACUUGCUUGGCCCCCCCAUUCUCGCCCUCCCACUCCCCUUCCACCAAUCCUUACCCAGGCUGAGAUAGCGGAGCAGAAGCUGGAGGUGCUCAAGAGGCGAGGGCAGCUGCUGGCAGAGGCACAGAGGCUUAAGAUGAAGACGAGGGAGUCCCAGCAGCUGCUGGCAGAAGCGCAGAGGCUCAAGAUGAAGACGAGGGAGUCACAGGUGCGUGUGGAGGAGUGCUGUGUGUUGGGGAGGUUUGUGAUGCGGCGGGAAGGUUUGUGA
This is a messenger RNA of Closterium sp. Naga37s-1, 2085 nucleotides long. NCBI's taxonomy places the organism in Eukaryota, Viridiplantae, Streptophyta, Zygnematophyceae, Desmidiales, Closteriaceae. The record is from the annotation of a GenBank genome assembly.